CAACCCUUCUGGAGAAGUCACAAAGCUGAGAAGACGGUCGGGUGCAGCCAAUACUACUUUUUUGUAAGCUGAACUGCACAACCAACAGUAUUGCUGGGGAAUCUGGAUUUGGACACUGGUUGCAUAAAGAGGACAAACUGGAUAUAGCCCUGAAUAAAAUGUCAACAUUCACUGUAGGAAAACCACAGCAUAACAAAAAUGAUACUAAGAACGCUUCCCUUGCGAUGAAGAGCAGACAGCAAGUUAUUAAUGAGGUCAAUAAGCGAAGAACCCUUUUGCAAGAUAAUAGCUGGAUAAAGAAAAGGCCUGAGGAGGAAGGCACCAAUGAAAACUAUGGCAAAGUGGUUCUCAAUCAGUAUAAAUCACAAGAAAGCUUGCACAGGAACCUAGACGGGGAGGAUGAUGAGAAAGCUAUGCUUAAUCGAUACAGAUCUGAUACUACUUUAGACAGGAUUCCUGGCAGAAGUGAUACCAAUAAGGUAAACACCUCACCUAUCUUAGACAGCAGGAUAAAUAAGAGGUGCCAAGACAUAGAUGAUUUUAUCAAAGUGAAUCCUACCUCUAAAUGGGAAGAGAAGAGCCAUGACUUGGAGAGUCUGAUUGAAGUCAAAGAUAAUAACAGCAAGGAGGGAAACAAAGACCUGGAUGACUUUAUCAUAGUGAAUUGUACAUUUGAGCCGUGUGACAGAAGAUCCCAAGACCUAAACAAUCUCAUCGAAGUGAACCAUAUGUCUGAUCAGCUUAGAAAGGACGGAUAUCAGGAUGUGGAGGAUCUCAUUGAAGUGAGUCCUAUAUCAAACCAGAAAGGCAGACGCUCUGAUCUGGACAGUUUCAUUGAAGUCAAAGAUCGAAACAAUCAAAGGGCUAUUAAUGACAAAGAAUUGUGUACCUAUUGCCGGAAGCCAUUGGGCACAGACACUAAAAUGAUUCUCGAAGCUCUCCAGAUUUGCUGUCAUGCAACUUGCUUCAAGUGUGAAAUCUGCAAAGCAAGUUUAGAAAACCUGGAGGCAGGAGAUAGUAUCUGGAUUUACAAGAACAGAGUGCACUGUUCACCAUGUUAUUCUAAAGUUAAAGCCACAUGGACUUACUAAUCAUUAAUGAACUCUGUUCAAACACGUGCUCAGAUAUUCCAGCUAUCUUUAUUUGUAUCUUAAAGUUGUAUUUUUUUAGAAUAAGAUAUUUCAAAAAUUCACAUUUGGCAUUUGAGCAUAAAAUAAGAUCAUUUCUAAAUGAAAAAUAAUAUAUGUAUUUAGCGUGUUCCUAGAUGUUUUCAUUGUUAGCAAGAGAAAUGUCUACGAUUGUAGCAUUAAUAUUGAAUAAGGACACAAAGUGUUGUACUGUAAAUACAGCGUAUGAAGAUAGCUAUCUCUGCUUAGCAUAUUCCAUGUUGUGUUCAUGCAUUGAAAAUUCACAUAUGGGUGUUCAUCAUAUAGCUAGAAAUAUCUUCUUUAGCUGCAGCAGUUCUUAAAAGAGAGAGAUUUUAUAACUUUAGCUGGGACUGUUGAUUUUGAGAGGAACCAAAUCACCACGAAAGCUGCCAGAAAACAAAGUGAAGAGAAAUCAAGUGGAGUCCAUGUGUUUAUGAACCAACGUUUUCCUAGAUGUUGAGUCUGCUUCACUUCACUUCCAUUCAUACUGUAGCUCUGUGGAAGAGAACAUUGGGGCUCAAUCUAUUCUCCAAACCACCUGAAAGCAGGACAAGAAACAAUGGAUGGAAACUUAAUCAAGGAGAGAACCAACCUAGAACUAAGGAGAAAUUUCCUGACAGAUUAAUCAAUGGAACAAGUUGCCUCCAAAAGUUACGGGUGCUCCAACACUGGGGAUUUUUAAGAACAGUUUGGGCAACCAUUUGUCCCUUAUGGGAUAGAGUUUCCUAUUUGAGCAGGGGAAUUGGUCGAGAAAACCUCCAAAACUGCUAUUCUGUUGUUGCUUGCAAGACAAUCCAUCUGCUGUCUGCUCACUUUUACACAUUGUACUCAAUUUUCUUUAUAGAGAUUGUCCCUGUCUAAAAUUAAGUCAAUAUAGCAAUGUCAUCUACAAUGUAAUAUCAAAAGGCCAAAAUUGCAGGUGCAACUGUGGAUCCAAGUCCUGCCUUUUUAUAUAUUUUUCUGCUAUUGGUGCAUGUACAAAGGUGUAGAGCUUUGAUCUAAACCACCUACAUUUUUAGUUGCUUUAUUUUAGUCACUCCAUUGAAGAUGGUAUUGCGAUGUAUGGUCUUCUACUCACAUUUUAGUUAUAUUAUGCUAAUUUGAAAAGGUCAAGUCAGGUUGUUAGCAUUCUGAUGCAAUCAUUUAAAGACACAGAUAUGGGAAAAUAGGUACACCCUCAUAUGAUCUGCAGCCAAACA
This is a messenger RNA of Ahaetulla prasina, 2347 nucleotides long. RefSeq names its product sciellin (gene SCEL). The record is from RefSeq and is a predicted model, not a curated record. The transcript is spliced from 15 exons. NCBI's taxonomy places the organism in Eukaryota, Metazoa, Chordata, Lepidosauria, Squamata, Colubridae. Bases 159 to 1091 code for a protein of 310 amino acids. Gene Ontology annotation, biological process: epidermis development. Gene Ontology annotation, cellular component: cytoplasm.